UUUUUUUUUUCAUUAUUAUUAGUCAUCGAGGUCGGAGAGCUUGCGAAGAAGUGGUAACGCGUCAUGACUCGACGCUUUCGACAUUCUCCGUAGCCUCCGAGCAUCUCUCUCUCUCUAAUGAGAUGCCAAAAUUGGAAUUUGGUUGUUCUGUUUCUGUGUGAGGGGUCGAAGACGAACUUUUGCUUGGUGACAGAAAGUAAAAAAAAGAACCAAGAAGACUGAAAAUAUGUGAGUUUUGCUAAAAAAAAAGAAAGUUUCAGGUCGGUGCGAACGCGUAAACCAAAAAAAAAAGAAGCCAACAACGGCAGACUGGAAGUACUUUCGUCGUCGUAGUGCGGAGCUUUUGCCGAGAGUGAUUCAGUGCGUGCUAAUUGCACUCUUGCGAAAAAUAAAAAUAAGUUUUGAAGCUUAUUUACAUCGGUGCGCGCGCGCGACGACAGCUGCUACAGUUGCUGUUGCCGCUGCUGCUGCUACGAGGGAUAAAACAGAAAUAACGACUCGCACAAUAUAACGAAGUUUUUCAUUUAAUUUUAAAACGGCAACAACUAGUGCAAUAAUAACGCGCCGGUGACUCGCGCGAAAUAAGAGAAACAAAGAAGUGUCACAAUAAGGAAUUCCAGGCAGUUGUGUAAAAAAAAAGAAAGAAAGAGAGAGAGUAAGAAAAGAAAAAGGAACGAUAACUUUCGAAAAAGGGAGUUGGGUGUCACGUUGUCCUCAUUAUUCUCUCUUUAUAUAGCCGCACACAGUUACAUAGCGGGGGUGUAGGUAGGUAGGUAUAGUAGGCGGUUAUAUACAAACAUAACUCUUGGCGCGGGCUUACUCCUGUUUCCUCGAAUUUUCCUUCGCCGCGCGAGCGUGUGUAUACCAUCGAUACGAUGCACAUAAAGUGAACACGAGAAAGUAGCAGACGACGCAGCGAACGACGACUACGACGAGGGUCAGGAGAGAGUACUAUAAUACGAAGGCAGCCGAGAGGCAGUUUCGUGCGCUUAAAUACAGAGUAUCGUGCACACAACGGGCGCGAGUAUAUAGGUAGUAAGUAGUAGUAGUAUCGAACCCCCGGCCUGUUGUGAGUUUGUGUGUGAGUUUCGGCCUCCUCGCGCUCAGUUUGUGUAUAGUAUAUAUGUAAUAACGUGAAUGUAUAUACAUAGAGGUGCGCGUGAACUGUUUAUACUCGGACGUACACACGCAUACGGAUACAACGGUGCAGCUGUAUGCACGGCCGCACGUCGACGUAAGAAAGUGAUGUGUUACUUCUCUCUCUGCUUGGCUAGGCUCUAACUGCAGCACUGCGCUCGGGCUCACGGAUGUUUCCACGUACAUAUCGAUAAUAUACCAGGACUACGUCGUAUGAUACGUUAAACUGCUGAUAAAACAUUUUCAGAUGCGGACACGAGUGGCGAUGAUCACCUUAAUGCACGAUAGAUAAGAGGACUGUGCAGAGGAGAAAAAACAGGGAAGAAGAAGAAGAAAUAAAAAUGAGACGCGACAACGAUGACGAUCGAUCCCGAGGCGCUUUGUGCAGCAGCAGCAGCGGUAGUUGGUGUCGACGAUCGGCGAGGCUGGCCAAGUGCUACAACAACGACAUCGCUGAGGCCGUCGUCGUCGCCUAAUGGCCGUCAACAUGCCCGGCCUCGGCGCUUAUCAGCGCCGCCGACUUCGAGAGAUCCUACUCGUGCUGCUAUUGUCCGUGCCGACCGGUCUCCAUGGCAUCAAUCUGGGACAAUGCACACGAGCUCUGGGCAUGGAGAGCGGCGAGAUUCUCGACGAGGACAUCACGGCUAGCUCGUUCUACGAUCCGAGUCUGGGCCCGAAGCACGCCAGAUUACGAAAGGAGAAAGGCGGCGGCGCCUGGUGUCCCAAGAACAUGAUCACCAACGAGCCCAAGGAGUAUCUCGAGGUGAAUCUGCGCGAGCCGCGAGCGCUGACGGCGACCCGCACGCAGGGCCGCUACGGCGGCGGCCACGGGGUUGAGUACACCGAGGAGUACUUCAUCGAGUACUGGCGCCAGGGCUUCGACGAGUGGCGACGUUGGAAGAAUCGCCUCGGCGUCGACUUGCUGGUGGGCAACGACAAUCCCCAAACGGAGAAGGAGCAGAUCUUCGAUCCGCCAUUGGUAGCCAGCAAAGUCCGCUUCAUACCCUACACGUCGCACAUACGCAUAGUCUGCAUGAGGGUCGAACUUUACGGCUGUCCUUGGAGCGAUGGCCUCGUGGCGUACUCGAUGCCGCAAGGUGUGCGCAGAGGCUACGAGCUGGACCUAACGGAUCGAACCUACGACGGCACGGAGGAAGCCGAGUACCUCACCGGCGGAUUGGGACAAUUGGUGGACGGACAAAAAGGCCCGGACAAUUUCAGGCUCGAUAUGUACGGAAACGGCAAAGGCUACGAGUGGGUCGGCUGGAGGAACGACACUCCGAACACCCUGGGACGACCCGUGGAAAUAAUUUUCGAGUUCGAUUACGUGAGAAACUUCACCGCCAUGCAUCUUCAUACGAACAACUUUUUUACCAAGGACGUUCAGGUAUUCAGCCACGCCAAGGUGUACUUCGGCAGCGGCGCCGGCCAAUUCGAGAGCGAGCCCGUGCACUUCUCGUACAUGCCGGACGUGGUGCUGGAGCAGGCCCGCGACGUCACCGUCAAGCUGCACUCGCGCGCCGGACGCUUCGUCAAGCUGCAGCUGUACUUCGCCGCCAGGUGGAUACUGCUCAGCGAAAUUGUUUUCGAAUCCGUAAUUUCGGAAUGGAACAAUAACACGAUAACGGAGGAGAUGAAGGCUAAAAACGCGACCAAGUCCACGACGGCGACGACGACGUCGACGAUGACGUCGCCCGCGUCGGCCUCGACAACGGCAGUUCCAUUUCAGCAUAAUGAGGGUCCACUUCAAAGAGACGAAGUAAAGGCUACUUUGAAUAAGGAUGAAACCGGCGACACUGCUUUUCCAGACAAGAGCAAAGAGCCGGAAUCAAAGCAGUUAAUCGGCUUAGUGAUUGGAAUAUUAACGACCGUCAUUGUGAUGCUUUUAGCCGCCAUCACUUUUAUCUUUUACCGAAAUCGCAGACUGAAAGCCGCCCUCUCGCCGCAGACCUUUUACGAUCAUCAGGGCGAUCUGAAGGUUUCGGUGGACGGGCGCCUGGACAAGGGACCAAUUUGUCCGCCGCUUCCGAUGCAGUAUCAGCCGGGCACUUAUUCGACGUCGACGAUGACCCAGCCGCAGCUUCACAAAACUGCUGCUUCGGACUACGUUGCCGUCAACGCUACCGGUGUUCCGGAGGAGCAUCCAACUAUGCCACUUCUGCUUAAUACGACGAUCAAUCUCGGCCGGCCGAUUCCGCCGGUACAGGACUACCCGUCUAAUGCGCCGCCCAUACCACCGCCGCCUGAAAAGUAUUACGCCAGCUCGGAUAUCUGCAAGAGCCCAGCGCUGCCACCUCUGCCGAGCUCGCCCAACCCGCCGAGCUAUACGCCGCCACCGCCGCACAGCAGAAAAGCCUCGAGCAGCUUGAACAGCUACAGCCCCGAGGACAUGCUAACCGAGGACGAGGACGAGAACGAGCAGCAGCAGCAGCAUCUCGUCGUAGCGGCAGCCACUGCGAGCAGCAAGCAGGCCACCGCCGCCGCUGCCGCCGCCGCUGUAGCGAGCGACUGUAUCGUUUUCGAUUUUCCCCGUGAAAAGCUGAAUAUCGUCGAGAGCUUGGGCGCGGGAUUCUUCGGCGACGUGCACGUCUGCAGCGCAGAUAAGUUCCCGGGCUACGACCAAGUUUUUCACAAUACCUGCAGCGAUCUCGUUGUCGUUAAGUCGCUCAAGCCCGGAUCCGCCGAGGCCCUGAGGCUGGAGUUCAGGCACGAAGCCAAGAGGCUCGCCCGGCUGAACGACCGGAACGUGGCGCGCUUGCUCGGUGCCAGCCUCGACGACGACCCCAUGUGCAUCGUGCUGGAAAACACCGAGCACGGCGAUCUGAAUCAGUACCUGCAGAGCCACGUGGCCGAAACUACCACCCUGCAGACGGCCAAAACUUUAAGCUUCGGCACUCUAAUAUACAUGGCCACGCAAAUAGCCUCGGGCAUGAAGUACCUGGAGGAAAUGGACUUUGUGCAUCGGGAUCUGGCGACGAGGAACUGCUUGGUGAGUUCGGGAUAUCUCGUGAAGAUAUCGGACCUGGGCUCUGGACGAAGCGCCUACUCCGCCGACUACUUCAAGCUCGAGGAUGGGCCACCGCUGCCGAUCCGAUGGAUGGCCUGGGAAUCGAUGCUUCUGGGCAACUACACCUCCAAGAGCGAUGUGUGGGCUUUCGCCGUGACGUUUUGGGAAAUUUUGACGUUCGCGCGGGAGCAGCCGUUCGAGGAGCUGCCCGACCAUCGGAUCGUCGAGAACGCCACGUACUUCUAUCAGGAGGACGAGAAGAGAUUCAUUCUGCCGCUACCGAAGAACUGCCCCAAGGAGAUGUACGACCUGAUGCGCGAGUGCUGGAAACGCAACGAGUCGGCGCGCCCGAACUUCCGCGAGAUUCAUCUGUUCCUUCAGCGCAAGAAUCUCGGCUAUCAACCCGUUAAACAUCAGCAGCAGCAACAAUUGCAGCAGAAGCGCAACAGCGGCAGCGACACUUGAUACAAAGAACUCGAGGGCUGGGACCUCAUCCGGCUUUCCAUGAUGGGCGAGCUCAAUGGCAAUUGGUGGACGUCGCCCGACGCCACCGCCGCACCGGAUGAAUAAGACGCAAAAAAAAGUGAGGGCAAUGAGAAAAUGCAGAGGCUAUGUAUUUGAUCGCCGUUGACGCGGUGAUGGCAGGUUUGUUUCCGCGGGCUACGACGCAUACACGAUCGUAGCUAAUAAUUAUAUGUACAUGAUGACGCGCGGGUAACAUUUAAUUAUAAACGACUAUACGACACAUAUAUUGGAAAGUUAAAUAAUAAGGAGGUGUGUGUACAUUGAGAAAGACGAAUAUAUAGAAGCUAUGAUGAACGUACUGAAUAUAAACGUGCGAUUUUCUCUCGAGACUAUAUCACACAAUCGUCAUGAGACUGAGCAAAGUAAAAAAAGAAAAAAAAAGGUCACGAAAAAUGUCGAAACUCGGGGGGUAGAGCUCAAAAGCUGAAAAUGACUCUUCGGUUUAUAUCGAGAGCAUUCAUUUCGAUAAUUAAUUCGCCGCGGCGGCAGUACAAAAGCCCGCAACGCACGACUGUGCUAUACUAUUCCCAAGUCGCUCGAUCGAGUGCGUGCGCGCAAUUUAUCGCGCUAAAUAGUCGGCGCGAAAUAUAAACACAAACAAACGCACACGCAGUACACGAGACUGUGUGUAUAUCAAACGAGAGUACGAGUGCGCGAGUUUAAAAUCGUUUCGCAGAUAAAAAAUGUAUACGCGUUCGCGCGCGCGGGGGCGAAAUAACGCACAAAUCGUCGAUGGCACACGGAACAGCAGCAGCAGGCACGUUGUAAAUCCCACGCGCAGUAGGCGUACUUAUAGCCAACGCACAGACACAAACACAAACGAGUAUACGUAUAUACAUUCGUUUCUUUUUUUUUUUUUCGUGCGUUUGCUCUCGCCUCAUAUACAUACUUCGUAAAUCCAUGGAAACAAUGGCAAUUCAUUAGUCGGGCGAGAAAGAGAGCAAAAACAGAGAGAGAGAGAGAGCAAGUUUGCACGCGAUUGAUUUGGGAAUAGCGUAUGUGCACGGGGGAAGAGGGUAGUGCGUUGUGAGAAACGCACCUAUCACGCGCGCUGCGUAGUAGGAAAAGGGAUUACAACGAGUAUUGCUCUCGCUCGAUUUUUCUCUCUCUCUCUCUGUUUCUCUUUUUUGCCGUCAUACGUGUGUGCUUUUGUUUCAUUGAUGCUGCGUUGCAACGGGAAAAGUUGACGGUGUACAUGCAAGGCUAACAACGAUAACAAAAACAACAUUA
Trichogramma pretiosum is the source of this 5899-nucleotide messenger RNA. It is a transcript of the gene Ddr, whose product is annotated as discoidin domain-containing receptor 2-like. NCBI's taxonomy places the organism in Eukaryota, Metazoa, Arthropoda, Insecta, Hymenoptera, Trichogrammatidae. Gene Ontology annotation, cellular component: signaling receptor complex. Bases 1613 to 4609 code for a protein of 998 amino acids. Gene Ontology annotation, molecular function: collagen binding; protein tyrosine kinase collagen receptor activity; ATP binding. The record is from RefSeq and is a predicted model, not a curated record. The transcript is spliced from 19 exons. Gene Ontology annotation, biological process: cell surface receptor protein tyrosine kinase signaling pathway; multicellular organism development; positive regulation of kinase activity.